UUUUCAAAAUGGCGUAAUUUGAAAGAAAACAAUGUGGUGUUGAAAACUAUUGUGGGGAAACGAGAGGAUUUCAUUUCAUUCACCGCACCGGUAAUUGUAAAUCCUGCCACACUAUGACGGUGUGCAACUUUUGGAUGCAAGGCCGGUGUCGAUAUGGCGACAAGUGUUGGAAUGAGCACCCAAAAGGAGGAGGAGGAGGAGGAGGAAAUUACAACAACCGUCCCCCUCAACAGUCCAACAGAGGAGGAGGAGGAUUUGAGAACAGAGUGUGGGUGAACCCAGCUCAGAGGUCUGGAGGAGGAAGCUACGUCCAGCCGUCAUCCUUCUCCUCCCAGCAGGGUGGGGAUGACUGGGGUAGAGGGGGAGGAAGAGGUGGUGGAGGUGGUGGAGGUGGUUGCAACAACUGGGGUCCAGGCGGAGGAGGAGGAGGAGGAGGAGGAAGAGACAGCCAAGUCAAGAGUUCCAGUUUCAGUUUUGCAGCCCCCUCUCCAAACCACAACAGAUUUUCUGCCUUGAGCACACAGAGCAGCUUCGACAGGGGUGGGAGUGAAGGGGAGGACAAUGGAAAACACUUAGAGACCAUCCAGAAAGAUAUGGAGAUCUGGGAGACUUCAGGCCAAUGGCUUUUCUCCUGCUACUCUGUCCUCAAAGAUAGCAUCUCAGGGUUCACAGAGCUCUCACCAGAGGAGCUGAGACUGGAGUACUACAACACCAAGCCGUCUGGAGACCUGCAGGGAUAUGCUGACAUCAUCAAUCAGCUGCUCAACCAAUGGAGAAGCAGAGUCCAGGAGCUGAGGGCUAUGAGCGGCAACACCAGAGUCGCUAUGCUUGCAGAGCUGGGCAACCCAGCACCACAGGCAGCGUCUGGAGGCUUUGGGUCGACACCAGUGACCGGCUUUGGGUCGACACCAGUGACCGGCUUUGGGUCCUCAGCACCAUCUGGCUUCGGAACAGGUUUUGGAGUGCCAGCCCAGGCUCCAGCCCAGGACACCGCAGGUGUCAGCAGUUUCAGCUUUGCUGCGCCGAGUGCAGGAGGCUUUGGUUCGGCUGCUCCAAAGCCUGCAGCGUCUGGUUUUGGCAGUGCUGUGGUGGGUGCCGCACCAUCUCCCGCUGGGAUCGGCUCUACGGCCGCCUCUGCUCCCUCGGCAGCAGGUUUCUCCUUUGCCGCCCCUGCUGCCAACAAAGACCUAACUACUGCCAGUUUCGGGGCUUCUGCUUCAGGGUUUGGAGCUGCUGCCUCUGCUUCCGGGUUUAGCUUCACCUCGACGGCCACUAGUGGUGGAGGAUUUACAGGAAGUGGUUUCGGGAGUGCAGUCCCGGGGGCUGCGAGUGGUUUUGGACAGGCGAGUGGAGGGUUUGAGGGUUUGGUAGCAAGGGCAGGGGAGACUGGGGGGGCAGCAAACAGUCUCUUCUCCCCCCAGAGCCAGCUGAGUGAAGAGGAACUCAAGGAGUUUGGAGGGAAGAGGUUCACCCUGGGACAGAUACCACUCAGACCCCCCCCUGUUGAUAUGCUGGUGGUCUGAUCCCACCACUCAGACCCCCUGUUGAUAUGCUGGUGGUCUGAUCCCACCACUCAGACCCCCCUGUUGAUAUGCUGGUGGUCUGAUC
Molecule: messenger RNA, 1608 nt
Organism: Oncorhynchus gorbuscha (pink salmon)
Lineage: Eukaryota; Metazoa; Chordata; Actinopteri; Salmoniformes; Salmonidae
Product: nucleoporin NUP42-like
Exons: 7
Coding region: 114-1523 (469 amino acids)
Cellular component (GO): nuclear envelope
Molecular function (GO): nuclear export signal receptor activity; metal ion binding
Source: RefSeq, a predicted model, not a curated record